Messenger RNA from Vicugna pacos (alpaca), 5839 nucleotides. The record is from RefSeq and is a predicted model, not a curated record. NCBI's taxonomy places the organism in Eukaryota, Metazoa, Chordata, Mammalia, Artiodactyla, Camelidae.
CGGAGUGGAACCUCCCGGAAAAUGCUCUUCUCUUCCGUGUGCGCCGGAUGGGGGUGGGGGUGGGCCCGAAUCUAAACGCCACGGUCGGGAGAGCUGAAAGGACCCGAACGCCAAGGCGGAGGCGGGAGAGGAGUCGGAGAGGAUGGCCGGGGCCGGCGGCCAGCACCACCCUCCGGGCGCCGCGGGAGGAGCGACCGCCGAGGCCGGCGCCGCGGUCACCCCCGCCGCUGCCUCGGCGGGGCCCGGAGAGGAUUCGUCCGACAGCGAAGCCGAGCAAGAGGGGCCCCAGAAACUGAUUCGCAAAGUGUCCACCUCGGGGCAGAUCCGGACCAAGACCAGUAUUAAAGAGGGACAGCUGUUGAAGCAAACCAGUUCUUUCCAAAGGUGGAAAAAGCGAUACUUCAAACUUCGAGGUCGUACACUUUAUUAUGCAAAGGACUCAAAGUCUCUGAUAUUUGAUGAAGUUGACCUCUCAGAUGCCAGUGUAGCUGAGGCGAGCACAAAAAAUGCUAACAACAGCUUCACGAUAAUCACUCCAUUCAGAAGACUAAUGCUGUGCGCUGAGAACAGAAAAGAGAUGGAGGAUUGGAUCAGCUCACUGAAGUCUGUACAGACCAGAGAACCUUACGAGGUGGCCCAGUUUAAUGUGGAACAUUUCUCAGGGAUGCAUAACUGGUACGCCUGCUCCCAUGCCCGACCCACUUUCUGCAAUGUGUGCCGAGAGAGUCUCUCUGGAGUCACCUCCCAUGGCCUGUCCUGCGAAGUGUGUAAAUUCAAGGCUCACAAAAGGUGUGCAGUGAGGGCAACAAACAACUGCAAGUGGACGACUCUGGCCUCCAUCGGGAAGGACAUCAUUGAGGACGAGGAUGGAGUGGCUAUGCCCCACCAGUGGCUCGAGGGUAACUUGCCCGUGAGCGCCAAAUGUGCCGUCUGUGACAAAACAUGCGGCAGUGUUCUCCGUCUGCAAGAUUGGAAAUGCCUUUGGUGUAAAACGAUGGUACACACUGCCUGCAAAGAUUUAUACCAUCCUGUUUGUCCACUUGGCCAAUGUAAAGUGUCUGUCAUACCUCCAAUUGCACUAAACAGCACAGACUCUGAUGGUUUCUGUAGAGCAACGUUUUCAUUCUGUGUUAGUCCUCUGUUGGUUUUUGUCAAUUCUAAGAGUGGAGAUAAUCAGGGAGUAAAGUUUCUUCGUCGAUUUAAACAGCUACUAAAUCCGGCUCAGGUGUUUGAUUUAAUGAAUGGAGGUCCUCAUUUAGGUUUAAGAUUGUUCCAGAAGUUUGACAAUUUCCGGAUUCUCGUUUGUGGAGGAGAUGGAAGUGUAGGUUGGGUUUUGUCAGAAAUUGAUAAACUCAACUUGAAUAAACAGUGUCAGCUGGGAGUCCUGCCUCUGGGUACAGGAAAUGACCUGGCCCGGGUUCUUGGCUGGGGAGGUUCAUAUGAUGAUGACACCCAACUUCCACAGAUACUGGAGAAGCUGGAACGAGCCAGUACCAAAAUGCUGGACAGGUGGAGUAUAAUGACCUAUGAACUCAAAUUGCCACCAAAGUCUUCUCUACUUUCAGAACCUCCAGAAGCAUCUGAAGAAUUUUAUAUGACAAUUUAUGAAGACUCGGUCGCAGCUCAUCUUACAAAAAUCCUCAAUUCUGAUGAACAUGCAGUGGUCAUAUCAUCUGCCAAGAUACUUUGUGAAACUGUAAAGGACUUCGUUGCCAAGGUAGAGAAGGCACAUGAAAAAACGUUGGAAAAAGCUGUUGUAGCAGAUGCCGUGGCCAGUAAAUGUUCGGUCCUCAAUGAGAAGCUUGAACAACUGCUCCAGGCUUUGCACACAGAUUCCCAGGCUGCUCCGGCUCUCCCAGGCAUCGGCUCUCUCAUCGUGGAGGAAGAUCCCGUGGAAUCUUCCAGCGAAGAAUCCUUGUGUGAAAGCAAGGAACAACUCUUGGAUGACACUGCGAAGCCUUCCUCCCAGAAAGCCGUCAAACCGAGGGAAAUAAUGCUGCGGGCAAACAGUUUAAAGAAAGCAGUGAGGCAAGUCAUUGAAGAAGCCGCGAAAGUUAUGGAUGAGCAGCCAGUGCACUCCUCUGAACCAGUUAAUCAGUCAUUCGAUUAUGAUAGCACAGAAACUGAUGAGUCUAGAGAAGAAUCAAAGGAAGAUGAUGCAAAGGAGACAUUAACUGCAGUUAAAACUGCACCUCGAUCUCCAGAUGGCCGGGCAGGACGUUCCCAAACUGACUCUGGCCCUGGUCCAGCUGUGGCAGCCAGCAAAGAAAACCUCCCUGUGCUCAAUACCAGAAUAAUCUGCCCAGGUUUAAGAGCAGGACUAGCUGCCUCAAUUGCUGGGAGUUCUAUUAUUAACAAAAUGUUACUAGCAAAUAUUGAUCCUUUUGGUGCAACGCCAUUUAUUGACCCAGAUCCUGAUUCAGUAGAUGGAUAUUCAGAAAAAUGUGUCAUGAACAAUUACUUUGGGAUUGGAUUAGAUGCGAAAAUUUCAUUAGAAUUUAAUAAUAAGAGAGAGGAGCACCCUGAAAAAUGCAGGAGCCGAACUAAAAACUUGAUGUGGUAUGGAGUCCUUGGAACCCGGGAGUUAUUACAGAGGUCAUACAAGAAUUUAGAACAGAGGGUUCAACUUGAGUGUGAUGGGCAGUAUAUUCCUCUCCCCAGUCUGCAAGGAAUAGCUGUGUUGAACAUUCCCAGCUAUGCUGGAGGCACUAACUUUUGGGGUGGAACUAAAGAAGAUGAUAUAUUUGCCGCACCAUCAUUUGAUGACAAGAUCCUAGAAGUCGUUGCAAUAUUUGAUAGCAUGCAAAUGGCAGUGUCAAGGGUCAUUAAACUGCAGCACCACCGAAUAGCCCAGUGCCGUACAGUAAAAAUCACUAUAUUUGGUGAUGAGGGAGUCCCAGUGCAGGUGGACGGUGAAGCGUGGGUUCAGCCUCCAGGGAUUAUCAAAAUUGUGCACAAAAACAGAGCUCAGAUGCUAACAAGGGACAGGGCUUUCGAAAGCACUCUGAAAUCUUGGGAAGAUAAGCAGAAGUGUGAUUCUGGUAAACCAGUUCUUCGAACCCAUUUGUACAUCCAACACGCGGUCGACCUGGCGACGGAAGAGGUGUCGCAAAUGCAGCUGUGCUCGCAGGCGGCGGAGGAACUCAUCACCAGGAUUUGUGACGCAGCCACGAUCCACUGCCUUUUGGAGCAAGAGCUGGCGCACGCGGUGAACGCGUGCUCCCACGCGCUGAACAAAGCCAACCCACGCUUCCCAGAGAGUCUUACGAGAGACACUGCCACUGAAAUAGCCAUCAAUGUGAAGGCACUGUAUAAUGAAACAGAAUCUUUACUAGUUGGCAGGGUUCCUUUGCAGUUGGAAUCCCCACAUGAAGAGCGGGUAUCCAAUGCCUUACAUUCCGUGGAGGUGGAGUUACAGAAACUAACGGAGAUUCCUUGGCUUUAUUACAUCUUACACCCAAAUGAGGAUGAGGAGCCUCCCAUGGAUUGCACCAAGAGGAACAACAGAAGCACUGUAUUUCGUAUUGUGCCCAAAUUCAAAAAGGAAAAGGUUCAGAAGCAGAAGACCAGUUCUCAGCCUGUUCAGAAAUGGGGCACAGAGGAAGUUGCUGCUUGGCUGGAUCUGCUCAAUUUGGGAGAGUACAAAGAAAUCUUCAUCCGUCAUGACAUCAGAGGGGCUGAACUUUUGCAUCUGGAAAGGCGAGACCUUAAGGACCUGGGGAUACCGAAGGUGGGUCAUAUGAAGCGAAUUCUCCAGGGAAUUAAAGAGCUUGGAAGGAGUACUCCCCAGUCUGAGGUGUAAUCAAAUUGGUGCUAUUCCUUGGAAGGGAAGUAAUCGCUACUUAAUACAAAGUUCUCGGAAGCACUUUGGCUGUUCUUGCAGUUUUCUGCCUAGAUGAGUAAGCACCGCUGAGGCACCUCUAGAGCUUGACAUUUUGCCGUGGGUGAAAAUUUUGAUUUGCGGUAUUUGAAAAAAAAUUUUGUGCCAAAAAAUACAUUCCAUGAAGCCAUUUUCUUAUUGUGCAAACCUGACGCGUUCAAGUAUGCUCAGAGUAGUAAAAAGGUAGGAGGAAUCUGAGACAGUUGCGUUGUCUAAGAGAUCGAAUUGUAGAAUGUUUACUUUCCUUUAACGUGGCCAGAUGGAACAUUCUUACUGUGUAACCACGUAGCUAUGUGGCUAAAAGUACUUAGAUUUCAUUAUUGGAGGCAUUGGUUUCCUCCUAAAAUUAUUGGCUAGAAGACUAAGAUGUACAUUAAGUUGUGAUUUGAAUUGGUAUCACCUCAGAUUCCUAACACUCAGUGGUCAAAGAAUAUGGUGAAAACCCCUCAAAUACUACAAAUGAAUGCAAAUCUUCAUGCACGAUGUUCCUGCCUGAAUUGUCUUUCUGGUUUUUGCAUGUCACAUUUAAUAUGGUAAUACUUAGCUUUAAUGUCAGUUUUAAUGGAAUUUAAUUUAUUACUACCUAAGUACCUUUGUGUUGGUUAAAGGCACUUUUCUGUUCUUUGAUGUGGAAUUUUGCAUCAAUAUUCUAUAUCUAAGAAUUUGUAAACAUGUGUCUGUGCCCUAAUCAACAAAUGAUUUACAUAUUAUGCAAGCUAAUUUUAUAUCAACAGAUCAUAAACAGUAGGUGUGCACAUUAAGAAAAUUCUCUGGAUAUUUUCAUAAAAUUAUAUGCUCUGUUGCCUAACAAAAAUUAUUGUAGCUCUCCAAACCAAAAUUCCCACAUUUCGUUUUUAUUUUCAUUUCAGUUUAAUAAUUCUUUAAUAUCUGUUUGCAUUUAUAAUACAGUAGACUGUUAACAUCCAGAAAUUUCUCCAAGGUCUCAACUGGGAUUUGCAUACUGAUUGGUCCCCAAGACUCACCCACUUAGAAAAGUGACUCCUGAUACAAACUUCUCAACAAGAGGUUUUAAUUUUUUCUUAAGGGCUUUCCAUUAUUAUUAUCUCACUUAAUUCUUGUGUCUUAUCAGGGAGAUAUUAUUUUCCUUUUGCUAAACCACUACAUUUCAGUGUAGCUCAUUAGAACUUAACAUUACAAUGAUCAAAAUCUUUGAAAGCCAAAGGCAUACAUAUCAAAAAGUCACAAAAAUAUCCUUCAAUAAACUUUCUUUAGACAUUCUAUGCCAAAAAACUAAUUAUAACGUUUAAAAAUCUUCUAUAGAAGUAAAGUAAACCGGAUACUGACCCAGUGGUGACAAUUUCCAUAAUGUAGCCUUCUAGGUAGGUGCUCAAUAGAUACACAUACGCACGUAUAUACCUGUACGCAUAUAUGUGUAUAUACACUUCUGUGUACAUUCACACUUGCAAACCUGUAAUCUGACAUAUACUCUCACUGAUAUUUUCCAGACAUUUAUUUACCAAAGGCUUAAAGAGAAAUAUUGAUGGGAAAACAUUUAAAACGAACUAUUGUCAGACAUAGAAUUUAAUUAUAUCAAAAGGGUUUAAAUAGUUGACACUUUAUUCUGAUUUAUAACUUGGCUAUUUACUAGUAAAAUCAGAAAAUUGGGAUCUCUUAGAAAUAAAUGAACUUGAUGGGUUCCUGACCAAGUGUGUCUGACCAUAUAUUUUACCUGUCUAAAUUGUGAAUAAAUGAAAAUUUUCCAAAGGGAAUUAUAUCAAGGAGUUUAAAAGAGCAAAAGGCUACUCCCGUAAUAAUUUUAAUGUUAUCCACACCUAUGGAAUCAAAGGUAUUUCUUCUCCAGUCCCUUUUUAGCCCCCGCCCCCACCACCGCAAAAUGUCCUGCGCUUUCAGGCACUUCCCUAUUGAAAUCAAAUAGGGGGCACCAGGAGCUCAGAACUCUGUUGAGAUCACCAACACCUGACCAGCGCUACCAAAAAA